AGGUCCUAUUCAGGAAUAGGAACUAGCUGCUGCGUUUAUUUUUUAUAAGGUCACAGAGGCAAUUUCGUGUAAAGAUGUCGACUGCUAUGAAUUUCGGGAGCAAAACAUUUAAACCUCGACCUCCAGAUAAAGGCUCAUUUCCUCUGGAUCACUUUGGUGAAUGUAAAUCAUUCAAAGAGAAGUUUAUGAGUUGCUUAAGAGAGAACCAUUUUCAAAGCAGUUUAUGUAGGGAAGAGUCAAAAGAAUACUUAGAGUGCAGAAUGGACCGGCAGUUAAUGGCCAAGGAACCACUGGAAAAACUGGGUUUCAAAGAUCUUAUUGAUGAUGAGAAAACUAAAGAAAAAAAUAAAUUAUAAAUUCAGUAGUGGGCCAGUUUGGACUCUAAAUGGGCACAUUGAAGGUGUAAAUAUUCUGCCGUCGGGCACGGGACUGUUAUUUAUUACAGCACAGCAGCAUUGUAUUUGUCACGAAACAAAAACUUUCAUCAGAAGACUUUAGUUAAUAUCCUGCCAUAAUUAUAAACCACUGAUACAUUAA
This is a messenger RNA of Bombina bombina (fire-bellied toad), 537 nucleotides long. Its product is annotated as cytochrome c oxidase assembly protein COX19. Gene Ontology annotation, cellular component: mitochondrial intermembrane space. NCBI's taxonomy places the organism in Eukaryota, Metazoa, Chordata, Amphibia, Anura, Bombinatoridae. Gene Ontology annotation, biological process: mitochondrial respiratory chain complex IV assembly. The coding region runs from base 75 to 356 and encodes 93 amino acids. The record is from RefSeq and is a predicted model, not a curated record. The transcript is spliced from 3 exons.